Cuscuta campestris is the source of this 1535-nucleotide messenger RNA. The record is from the annotation of a GenBank genome assembly. NCBI's taxonomy places the organism in Eukaryota, Viridiplantae, Streptophyta, Magnoliopsida, Solanales, Convolvulaceae.
CUGCUCCGUAUUGUUUUCUGGAGUCUGCGCUCCGCCGUCGAUCUGCUUCUCGUCACAGUUCAUCUCGGCCAUCUCCCACAAACACUAGAGAUUCGCCGCAGUAUUGCACUCUCAUGCGGGUUAUCAUAUUCUCUUAUCCUGUAUGAACUAUUGAAAGAACGAAGGAAAGCGUAGAAUCCAGGAAAAGGUAACUUGUUUAUGCAAGCUCUUAUUAAUCGAAAGAUGAAGAUUCUAUAUAUGUUGCUGUUGGUUGGGGCCAUUGCAGCUCUCUUUUUCAACUCCAUUGAAGCUGAUUCUGAGGUCAAUACAACUUCCAGUAAUGGUCUUGAUGCGGCGGAUGUGGAAUCUUUGAUGAAAAAUGGUACUUCCAGUGGGAAACUAGGUCAGAUAAACAAUGAAAAUCAGAAGACUAGUGAUUUGGUAAAGGGCAAUUCGAGUAAGCAUGUAGUGUCGAUGGAAGCUGAGAAAGAUGCUGGAGCUAAUGUUAGAAGUUCUGAGAGUAAGAAUGACAAGAAAGGCGACUUUAAAAAUGCUAGAGAUCAUGCUUCUGAGGACCAUGAUGAUGAUAAAGCGAAGAGUGUGGGUGGAUUGGGUUUAGACUCUGGACAUGGGGUGACACUGUCAACUGAGAGGAUGGAUGGCAGCAUCCAAGGUGAACACUGUGAUUCUUCAUCAUACAGCUGCAAUAUCGAGGAGGAGUCUUUGCUUGCUUGUUUAAGGGUUCCAGGAAACGAAUCCCCAGAUCUUUCACUAUUGGUCCAGAACAAGGGAAAACGCCAUCUAAGUGUUACUAUAUCUGCUUCUAAGUAUGUUGAACUGGAGAAGAGACAGAUUGAGCUCAAAGAGAUGGAAAACAAAAAGAUAAAGGUUUCCUUCCAAAACAGCAGGAGUGACAACUUGGUCAUUCUAGAGGCAGGGAAAGGUAAGUGCGAGCUCGAUUUCAGGGAUUUGAUUGGGCAUAACACAGUCAAUGAACCUGGCGACACGUCCCACUUCAAACACCUUUCCUUCUCUUCAUCUGCAAUGGUAAUCUUCUUGGCGGCAUUGCUUACGUGUGCCUCAGUCUGGCCAUGCAUCAAUUUUUGCAAGAAGAACGUUUCCAAGGUGGGUGGCAAGUAUCAGAAACUUGAUAUGAAGCUGCCCAUUUCGGAUAGCGGUGAAAUUGAGGCAGAUGUAAGUGAUGGGUGGGACAAGAGUUGGGACGACAACUGGGACGACGUAGAAGCACCAAAAUCACCUCUCACCCCAAGCCUCCCUUCCAAAGGCGUCCCAGUGUCUAGAUGGUCUAACAAGGAAGGUUGGAAGGAUUAGAUGCUGGCAGUGAGUAAAGUAGGCAAUGCACUCAUUGUUAGUCUUCUCUUAUUCUUGUUUUACCCUUGUUAAUGAUAGUAGCCAGUAGGACAAUUUUAUUAGUACAAUAUUCUUAAUCUCUCCUUAGAAGUUACUCGGUAGAACAUAUGAUGUUUGGAUAUUCUGGUUUUCGUUUACAAUUAGGGGUUGUGAUGAAAUCCGGUUAAUCAAAAUGGGGUUAAUCA